Molecule: messenger RNA, 6133 nt
Organism: Catharus ustulatus (Swainson's thrush)
Lineage: Eukaryota; Metazoa; Chordata; Aves; Passeriformes; Turdidae
Gene: DOLPP1
Product: dolichyldiphosphatase 1
Exons: 8
Coding region: 277-948 (223 amino acids)
Biological process (GO): protein N-linked glycosylation; lipid biosynthetic process
Cellular component (GO): intracellular membrane-bounded organelle; endoplasmic reticulum membrane
Molecular function (GO): dolichyldiphosphatase activity
Source: RefSeq, a predicted model, not a curated record
AGCAAAAUAAAUGAGAAACAGCAGAUGAAUGCUGUGGUAAUCAACUGCAGACUCGUCUGAGGAAUGGAAUCUUGGAUUCCUGACUGAAAUACUGCCCAUAGGGAAUGUUAGGAUUAAACAGGGAGAAAAAAAUCAGCCAUGGCAGUGCUGCCUGGGUGUGCUGAAGCACGCUGCUGCAGAGGACAGCCUGUAAAAAUAUCGUCCUGAUGCUGCUUUCAGAAUUUUUUGAUCCUAGAGCAUUUCAUAUUAGCAGCUCUGCUUUGGUGAGACCAAGGGAUGAUCUGGCACAGUGUCAGGUUGCUGGCAGGUGAUUUCUCUGGCCAGCUUUUAGCUUAUUUGAGUCUUGGUCCAAUAUUCAUUAUUGUUGGUUUUGUAACACUCAUCAUAUUCAAGAGAGAGCUUCACACGAUCUCUUUCUUGGGAGGGCUGGUGUUCAACGAGGGAGUGAACUGGUUAAUAAAAAAUGUAAUCCGGGAGCCUCGGCCGUGUGAAGAAGCCCAUUCAACAGUGACCACAAAAUAUGGGAUGCCAUCCAGCCACUCCCAAUUCAUGUGGUUUUUCUCUGUCUAUUCCUUUCUGUUCCUUUAUUUAAGAAUGCACCAAACAAACAAUGCGAGGUUUCUGGAUUUACUAUGGCGACAUGUGCUGUCCAUCUGCCUCGUCACAGUGGCUUUGCUAGUCUCAUAUAGUAGGGUUUAUUUGCUUUACCACACCUGGAGCCAAGUGCUAUAUGGAGGUGUGGCAGGAAGCAUCAUGGCCAUAGCCUGGUUUGCCUUCACACAGGAGAUCCUAACUCCCCUCUUCCCGAGGAUAGCUGCGUGGCCAAUUUCAGAAUUCUUUUUAAUCCGAGAUACCAGCCUCAUUCCUAACAUCCUGUGGUUUGAAUACACAGUCACGAGAGCAGAAGCAAGGAACAGACAGCGCAAGCUGGGUACGAAGCUCCAGUGACGGCAGUGAGGGGACCAGGGCGCGUUUAACGGAGACAGACAAGAGCAGAGACCUGGGAGCAGCAAGGAGCCUUUAAACAGACGGACCAAAGGAACAGGCAGGGACCAUACCCAAAACCUGAAAGCCUUUGCUCUGCUUUAGCAGCUAAGCUGGAUGCUCCCUGAUGCAUGUGGGACCGUGCAGGAGUAGAAACUCAUUUUGAACACAGAUGCACAUGGUUGGAUGUACCAUCGUGUCUACGUCAGGGGAGGGGGGAGAAAAUGCCUGGUGUCGUGUUCGGGGGAGGGAAAACCAAAAAUGAAUCCUUUCUGUGACUUUUUUUUUCAGCAUGAAAUAUACACACUAUUUAUUUAUUUUUUUAAAUGGAACUAUUGUUUAUGGGGUGGGUGAGGUGUUGAUUGUGUGUUUUGCUUUUUAUUUUUUUUUUUUUGGAAGAAGAUGACAAAACUAAUCUCAAGUUGAUCAUGUUUGAUUAGGGCUUUUAAUUCUUACAUGCUUCUUAGGAGGGAGGGGAUCUAGGAGGGAUGACCUAGACAGAAGGGAGAGGAAGACUUUCCUUUCUGCAGUCAGUUUGGGAGAUCAAAAUCAAUUCCAACUGUACUUUGUACAGACAGAAAGACCAUACAGAUCUGAUUUUAACACUAGUGACAGUUCUGCAGGGAAGCCUGCACGGAUACCAAUUAAGGGGAGUGUGUGUGUAAAACAAAGGAAAAACACAAAUAUACUGACUCUUAUUUUUUUCCACUGCUGCUCCUGUUGUGUAAUUAGCAAGAGUGUCCUUUUCAGAAUCUCUUCUAGGUGGCAAGAUUAUCAUACAUAUCUCACAUUUAUUCCAUCUCUUCCUUUAUACUUUGAUUAUCUCAGGGUUGCUGUGAUCUGUACAGCUUUUGUUGUACUGAGUGUGCUGUGGGCACUGGGAAGCCCCUUGGUUAUAAGCAGUGCUGUGCUCCAGUAAGAGUCAGCCCAAAGCCUUACAAAAUUCAGUUGCUGGUCUCUGUCUUAAGCACUGGAUUUUUUUUUUUUUUUCUGUUAAAGCUUAAGGGAGGGAUUUUUAAGAACGAACACAGUGACAACCACAAAUGAACAACAAGGCAAUUGAUUAAUAACUAGCUCAGCUGCUCUCUGAAUAUUCCUUGAAGAGUCCAUCCAUUAACUCCAAGCAGGGAACUUGUCCUAGCAGAGGCUCCUGCCAGUUGUCACAGUAGCUUGGUCGGGGUUCUGCAGCUGUAACCUUGAAUGCUGAACUCCUACAAGCAAGUUUUGCUUUCCAUCCUUCUUCCAUUGCAAUUCCCCAUGUGGGCAGUGAUGCUGUGUCUCUGUGGGAGUGUGCCUGCCAUCUCUGUGUGCUGGUGAUGCCUCCGACCUCCGUGACCCAUGAGUUGACCUGCCAAGGGCUAUACUCAAAGUGCUUCAGGGCUGUGCAUGGACACUUUCUGUAUUUCUGAUAUAUAAUGCAGCAGUUCAAGUGUAACUACAGAGAAGUAUUUAUUCAAAGCACAAUUGACUUGAACUUUCACAGAUAAAGGACAGCUUCUGAACUGGCUCAAAGGUCAUCGGUGUGCCUUCGAUGCAGUCAUGAGCAGAGGUAAAAUGACUGUCACAUCUCAGUCUUGCUGCCUGUUUUACUAUCUCCACUUUAAUCAGACUCCUGCAUUAUAAAGCUGCUUGAAGUGAGAUUUUUUUUUUUUCUGUUCAUCCUGGUUAUUUUUUCUUUGUAAGUUUUCAUCUGUGCCUGUUGCUAUAGGAGUUUGUGUUUGUGUGGAGUGGGAGCUGCUGUUGGACACCCAGAGUGUUAACUGUAGAAAGUGAUCCUGAUUCAAGAGAUCAGGAAUGAAGGCUGUUUAAAUUUGUGUUUAAAUAGCUAUGGGUAGUAAAUUAACUGUUUCCAGUUGGUACAGCAAGUAUAUACAUACAUUUUAAAGAACUGUUUAGUACUUGCAUAACAUAAGCAAUCCUGUAACAUCCAAAGGAGCACUGGAUCUGCUUUGAAGGUGCUUCAUAAUAAAGAGGCAGUUUGCAGCUUUCACAAGGACAUUUGAUCUGCCUUAGACCAGCUCUGUUGGGAUGAGACAGGACAUCAGAUAGGUCCCAUAUGGUGGUGCCAUAUGUUUCAGUUUGAACACUGGUACUUAUGUCUUGCAAAACCAUUCAUUUUCUCUUUAUAUCUCUUGUAAGUGAACUUACAAAGCCAGAACAGAGAUCACACCUCUCUUCCCCAAGGCUGCUGAAGGAGUGGAUUGUUUCAGGAGUGGCUUAGCAUUUCCCCAAGCCUCUCAAGCUGUUAUGACAGACUGCUGGAAAAAAUAAAUAUGGAAACACCUAUUGAGCAUAGGGAAGAGGGUUCAUCUCCUCACAGAGAGCAGUGCAGUGUAAAAAGCUGUUCCACUUCAAGUUGCCUUCAAACCCGAGCUUCCUAUAAUCAUUCUUAGGAGUGAGGGAGAGGAAGAAGAGCUCUUUUAAAACACUGUAAUAAACUCUCCUCUGUUCUCUGUGAGUUGUUUGUAAUCUGCAUCUUCUGCCUACUUUUGCUGUACCUUUUCAGAAAUCUUUGCAAUACUUGAUAUACAGUAGAGAUUCCUUAGUGAUUCCAUGGAUUUUCUUAACUAAAUGGUGCUGUGCAGGAAAAAGAUUUGAGCUCUGCCUUAUUAUCCUACACUUGUAUGCAGUCUCCUGCCACUAGUUUUCUGAAAUUGAAUAUUUUCUUUGGAAUGUGUGGCUUUGCAAGCAGAUGCUUUCUUUUCCUCCCCUGUACUCAAGGGGGCUGGAUGGAGAUAUGACAAUAAAAGGAAGGUGACAGAAUGCUGUGGUUCACUGUUCUUGCUAUCCCCACACAAACACUGUCCCAUUAAGGGCAGUUAUAACUUCUGCAGUGUUUAAGGAGAUUUAAGCCUUUUUGUAGCAUUUAUCUAUUUAUUGUGUCCCAGUUUAUUCACAGAACAUUUCCAAACUUUGCAUGACAUGGAUCCCACUACCCAAGAGUAUUUUACACAGCUAACCAGCAAAACAUGCAACACUACCAGGCUGUGUUAAAAAUUGCACUCAUAGAUCAAGAGUUAACUGAAUAUUUUCAGUCUAUGAAUUUCUGAAAUAAUUUGUCCCAAAUUAGUCUUUUUCAGGAGCUUUAGUUUCAUCUACUUAUUGUGCCUUUAAGACAAUGGACAUCUCUUGAUAAAACAAUCAGAAACAGGGAGAACAGUAUUCAGUAAGUCAACACUGAAAAAAUCUAGAUAUGAACCAGGACAUCACAUUUUAGAACUUGGACCAUAAGAAAAGACUUUUUAAAGGAAAAACCUUGUAAUGAUUUUAGUGUCUUUUAAAAAUCAGCCUCAUUCAUCUGAACUUCAGGUCUGUAUCAGUAAAGAUGCCUUAGGUGGUUUAUGAAUCUUGUGUCUCUUUGUCUGCUGUACUCUAGUACAGUAUCCCACAGCUGAAGCUAGUGGGAUCCUCAGAUUUAGAUCCAGAAUAGAUCAAUCCCAUCUUCUGAGGUACAGCCUUCAGCAGCACAUGCUUAUGCUCAGGCUUUAACAGGCACUUUGCUUUGAGAGCCUUCCCCUUUUGAGGCAGAAGUGGAAAAGGACCAGUCUCAAAUACUUCAGUGGCACUAGUUGUGCUUGAAGGCAUUGCAGCCAUGGAAAAAUAAUUCAUCCCCUGGCAACAGAGGCUGAUUCAGUAUGGGGGGAGGAUUACUUGGGCAAAAGGAAUAUUUUUUUUCCAUGUAAAAAGCUCCAUAAAUCCAAAUGUUAUUCCAGUAAGGUUUGUUCUUGUCUGUAAUAUUUACACAGUCACUUAGAGUUCAAUAAUACUGAGUGUCCUCUUGCAGUUUUCAGUCUGAUUGAUACUGAGGAGUCACCAGAGCAGGAGUUUGUGCUUGCAGGUCUGUAGUGCUCCUAUUCAUGUUUUUAGGCUGUCUCACUCCAUUCAGGAUUUUCUAAAAGAUCAACUAAAUCCAUGUAGAUGAUGUGAAAGUGGCAGUUCAAUCAAGUUCAAUACAAUCACUGGCUGUGCAGGUGAGUUUCAAUUAAAUUUUCCUCUUUUAAGGUUUGUUAUCUUAUUAGGUAUAAGAUAAAAGCUUUAAAAUAACAUCCUUUCAAGAAAAUAAAAAGCCAAAGCAUUGGCUUGUAUCUUUUCAGAAGCAAAUUAGAAUUAUUUUUUCUUCUUUACUUUAAAAAGCUUUAGUGCAAAUUUCUUCAUACAUGUUCAUCAAGGCACUUUGAUCAUGUCCCUUGCAAUUAUUUCCCUGUUAACAAAACAGGCCAUCACACUCCUAAUGCUUCUUGUUUAUGGUGACAUCCCAGCAGACACAUCUUGAAGAGUGUGCAAUUUAAAUACAGAAUUCCUACUGCAGAAAUAGCACUAGAAUUCUUUACUACCAUAUGGUUUUACUAAAUAAAAGCAUAGUCAGGAGCUUGGGUUCUGGCAGAUUGGUUGGAAGUAAUUCCUAUGCUACCAUUGUAUGUUGAUGUUUAUAUAUAAACUUUUACUGUCUCAAGUUUGUCAACUGAACAUAAAAACAAUAUCAUAUUAGAUCACUCACAGAAUAAAGCUGGCACAAACUGCAGUAAUAUCUCAGUUAGAAAUAACUCCCUGGAGUGGUAGAAAAGGUGCUGUCCUGUUACUGCAGGAACAGUGGCUGCCACAGUGCAGAAAGUAAUCUACAAGUCCAUGUGUACCCCAUUUUCUUCCUGUUUUUGAAGAUUUUCUGCCUUGUUACAGCAGAGUGAUGUGAAAGAAGGGUUUCUGCAGCUGUUUUUCCUUUGGCCUGUAACAGAUUUCAACUCUGUGGGCCAGGGAUGGAAGUAUGUUCUGGAGUUCCUUAUUUGUCCACAGCUCAGGCAUAACACUGUGCACAAAAUGCUGUUUCUGAAAGCAAGGUGUGAAACCACAUUAGGUUAAUGUGUGUGUCCUGAAGGACAUCAGGCACGUGGCUUGUUAGCAAACAGAGUCAGCAUCUUUUUCUUUUCCUCAGCUCCAAAGGAAAGUACAACAGAGCAAGGGUCCUGCUAAAUGCAUAGGCAAUCCCUUCUCAUCUCUGCAGAUGUGGAGGUACAUAAAGCCAAAGCUGGAAAAACUUACAUGAGGAGAGUGGAAAAAGCUUUAGGCUGAGCUGGAAGAUCAAUGGUAAGACCAUGGCAGGAAGCUUCACAAAAAGCCCAGAGCAAGAACAACAAAAAUAACCUGAAACAGU